This is a messenger RNA of Echinostoma caproni, 1554 nucleotides long. The record is from the annotation of a GenBank genome assembly. Lineage: Eukaryota; Metazoa; Platyhelminthes; Trematoda; Plagiorchiida; Echinostomatidae.
GUUGAGCGUCGUGUGAUGCAACUUUUGCAGUGCACGUCUUUCCACUCUGCUGAGGACAUCACGUUGUUGCUCCAAGUCAUGGUCCAGGAAUGCCUCACACGUUAUACACGUUUUGAAUUGCUCAAACGAUUGGCGAACACGGAAAGCAAUGCGUGUUUGAAGCUGUUUCGACAGUACAACGGUCUAGACAUGCUGGCUGCAUUUAUGUGCGAUUCGGAUGUGACCGAUUGGGAAUUAAAACGCCAGAUUCUUAUUUGUCUGCAUAAUAUUCCGGUAUCAGAACAAAAACAAGUUCAAACGAACUCACGCCUAAUGGAAAUAGUAUCACAGUGGAGUGUGGAUCCGCAUUUCUGUCGACCGCGUGGAUCCGCCCCUGGUCCCUCUCUGAAUUCAGAUGACAAAACCGCACAGAAUGUGACCACUCCCGAUCUGUCGCCUAAAAUCUCCGAAAAUUCAUUUUCUGCCCAGGUCUCGGAAGAAGAUAACCAGGCAGAUACAGCGUCACGUCCUGCAUCACUCAAAAACUUUACGGAGUCGGCUUUUACUCAUUCAAAUACUACAUCCAAUCAAAAUUUAACUCGAUCCGCUUCGACUUCUGCUUUGAUUUCUGACGCUUGGUUCAAGCAGCAGUCUAUAUCGAGUCAGCUACAAUCCCCGCAAAAGCUUUAUGACGAUAACUCUGUGGGCCCGGGCUCGUCAUCUCUCACAGUUGACGUGGAAACCGGCGAACUCGAGCCUUCGAUAUCGUCCACCGACCACACUGAACAAGAACGAGAGGUUACGGAAGAAGAACGAAUACAAGAAAUCCAACAUUUAUCUCAAACUCUGUUCGAUCGGUGGUCUAAGUUACCUCGAGAGAACUAUCGAAUUCCGAGGCUGGAACGGCAAGAGACUGAAAAGCUUCUGCAUGUCAACAAUCAGAUGGAUUCAUCUCUGGUAUCGUGGGGUCAUUUCGAUGACCAAGAGAACGCGACUAGUUCGUGGAUUCAACCUAAUGAUCGAACAAGCACCGCUCAUGUGCAUUGGUCUAAACGCACUGAAACGGUAUUGCCUUGUAGUUCUCGCCUCUCGAAUCCAGCUUCCAGUUCACUGGAUAACAACAAGGAUCGGUUAUCCAAGUUGGAGCGCAGAAGGCUGUUUGAGGCUCAGGUGAAUGCCGCUGAAGCGAAAAAACAAGAAACAGACGUCUCUAGGACACCAAUAGAUACCGGGCAAACGGAUGAAGCUACUCGAUUGCGCCAGGUUUCUCGGUUGUGCGAGGAAAUGACGCAACAGCUUGAGCAGAAUAGAACGCCACUCCCUCCUGGCUGGCAAUCAGCCGUCGACCCAAGUGGUAAAACCUACUAUUACAAUAUGGAAACGAAAGUUGUUCAGUGGGAGAAACCGCAGACCGUUGAAAAUGAAAAGAAUACAAACUGCGACAAGACACCGCAGUCCUCAGUGAGUUGGCAUAUCUGUGCCCCUAGGACUUGUAGACUAAAUCCAGUUUUACCCUGUAUGCUAUUCGAAGACUUUUUAUUUAGCAUAUUUGAGACACUUAACCGGGGAAAUUAG